UUGACAAACAUGAGGAGUGCAGCCAAGCCCUGGAGUCCAGUCACCAAAGCAGGGAGCCAUGGGAUCGACCGAGCACGGCCCCUCCCCACAGCUUCUUCUGGCAUGAAGAGUUCUAAAUCUUCAACCUCACUGGCUUUUGAGUCCCGACUCAGCAAGCUCAAGAGGGCCAGUAGUGAGGACAUGCUCAACAAACCAGGAAGUACCAUUGCUUCUGGUGUAGUUCGACUGAAAAAGACUUCAACAGCCGGAGCCAUCUCUGAGUUCUCUGAGAGCCGCUUGAGGAGCAACCCAGGGGCCGUGACAACGACCAAACGAACAGGCAUUCCAGCUCCUCGAGAAUUUUCAAUAACUGUCUCAAGAGAGAGAACUGUGCCACGUGGUCCCUCUAACCCCAGGAAAUCGGUGUCCAGUCCAACUUCUUCCAGUACACCCACCCCUACCAAGCACCUGAGGACCACUUCCACAAGACCUAAGCCAGAGAAUGAAGGUGGAGAAAAGGCCGUGCUUGAGUCUCAAGUUCGGGAACUUUUGGCAGAAGCCAAAGCAAAAGAUAGUGAAAUUAACAGACUUCGAAGUGAACUAAAGAAAUGCAAGGAGAAAAGGACUCUGAACACUGAAGGAACCGAUGCUUUGGACCCAAAGGUAGAUGGAACAUCAGUCUCACCAGAUAAUUCAGAACCAUUGAUAAGAGCUCUUGAGGAGAAGAACAAGAAUUUUCAGAAAGAGCUUGCUGAUCUGGAGGAAGAAAACCGGGCCUUGAAGGAGAAACUGACUUAUUUUGAGCAUUCACCAAAUUCAGAAGGGGGAACAAGUCACACUGGUGACAGCAGCUGCCCAACAUCCAUAACCCAGGGGUCAAGCUUUGGAAGCCCAACUGGAAAUCAGUUGUCUGGUGAAAUCGAUGAGUACAAAAAAAACAUACAUGAAAAUGCAUUACGGACAUCAGAUUCUUCAAGUAGCGACGUAACCAAAGCUUCUUUGUCACCAGAUGCCUCCGAUUUUGAGCACAUUACAGCAGACACCCCCUCUAGGCCCCUGUCUUCCAUGAGCAAUCCCUUUAAGAGUUCAAAAUGUUCUACCACUGGGAGUUCCCCUAACAAUGUGAGUGAAUUGUCCUUGGCUUCUCUUACAGAGAAGAUACAAAAGAUGGAAGAAAAUCACCAUAGCACAGCAGAAGAACUGCAGGCUACUUUACAAGAAUUAUCAGACCAGCAACAAAUGGUGCAGGAAUUGACAGCUGAAAAUGAGAAACUGGUGGAUGAGAAGACGAUUUUGGAAACUUCCUUUCAUCAGCAUCGAGAGAGGGCAGAGCAGCUAAGUCAAGAAAAUGAGAAGUUGAUAAAUCUCUUACAAGAGCGAGUAAAGAAUGAAGAGCCCAGUGCUCAAGAAGGAAAACUCCUAGAGCUGGAGCAGAAGUGCGCAGAAAUUCUUGAACAGGGCCGCUUCGAAAGAGAGAAGCUGCUCAACAUUCAGCAGCAGCUGACCUGCAGCUUACGGAAGGUUGAGGAAGAAAACCAAGGAGCUUUAGAAAUGAUUAAACGCCUGAAAGAAGAAAAUGAAAAACUGAAUGGGCUUCUGGAACGGGAGCGGCAUAACAAUAGUGUGAUGGCCAAAACUCUGGAAGAGUGUAAAGUUACCUUGGAAGGGCUGAAGAUUGAAAAUGGGUCUUUGAAGGCUCAUUUGGACAAUGAGAAGCAAAACGCUGUGGAGACCAGUCAAAUGGGGCAGACAGCAGAGGGCUGUGAAAUUCAAGAAAUGUUGAAAGUAGCUCGAGCUGAGAAAGAUCAGCUGGAACUGUCAUGCACUGAACUCAAACAAGAAUUACUGAAGGCACAUGGUGAAAUUAAACAUGUUUCAAGCCUGCUAGCCAAGGUGGAAAAGGAUUAUUCUUACUUGAAGGAGAUAUGUGAUCGUCAGGCAGAACAGCUGAGCAGAACCAGCCUAAAACUGCAAGAGAAAGCAUCAGAGAGUGAUGCGGAGAUUAAAGACAUGAAGGAAACCAUAUUUGAAUUGGAAGAUCAGGUGGAACAACAUCGAGCUGUCAAGUUACAUAAUAAUCAACUCAUCAAUGAGCUGGAAAGCAACGUGAUGAAGCUAGAGGAACAGAAAUCAGACCUGGAAAGACAGUUAAAGACUCUGACUAAGCAGAUAAAGGAGGAGACCGAGGAGUGGAGGCGGUUCCAGGCGGACCUGCAGACUGCUGUGGUGGUGGCCAACGACAUCAAGUGUGAGGCCCAGCAGGAGCUGCGCACUGUGAAGAGGAGGCUGCUGGAGGAAGAGGAGAAGAACGCCAGGCUGCAGAAAGAGCUGGGGGACUUGCAGGGCCACAGCAGACCUGUGCGUGAAGAGUCCGAGCACUCUGAGGUCGAUGUUCCUGGCCGGUGGCAUGGUGUCUAUGUGAACAGAACAUCUCCAACACCUGUGGAGUCUGCAACCACUGUUAAGUCCCUUAUUAAGUCAUUUGACUUGGGACACCCAGGUGGAGCUGGACAGAAUAUUUCUGUCCAUAAGGCCCCCAGAAGUCCCCUGAGUGGAAUACCAGUGAGGACUGCCCCAGCUGCUGCUGUUUCUCCAAUGCAGAGGCAUUCAACUUACAACAGUGUUCGGUCAGCCAGCAAAGGGGUGACUCAACGUUUGGAUCUUCCAGACCUUCCCCUGUCAGAUCUUCUAAAAGGAAGGGCUGAGGACCUGAAACCAGACCCUUAUCUCCGUAAGAGUCCCUCGCUUGAGUCACUGAGCAGACCCCCUUCGCUUGGCUUCGGGAACACUAGACUGCUGAGCGCUUCCACUGGGGGCCUGAAACCACAAAGCAAACUCAGUGUGGAAAGAAGAGAUCCUCUGGCCGCCUUGGCCCGGGAAUAUGGCGGCUCCAAGCGCAAUGCUCUACUGAAAUGGUGCCAGAAGAAGACAGAAGGUUAUGCGAACAUUGAUAUCACCAAUUUCAGCAGCAGCUGGAGUGAUGGCUUGGCCUUCUGUGCUCUCCUCCAUACCUACCUGCCUGCUCACAUCCCAUACCAGGAGUUGAACAGUCAAGAGAAAAAAAGGAAUCUCUUGUUGGCAUUUGAAGCAGCUGAAAGUGUAGGCAUCAAACCCAGCCUGGAGCUCAGUGAGAUGCUGUACACAGACCGGCCUGACUGGCAGAGUGUGAUGCAGUACGUGGCCCAGAUCUACAAGUACUUUGAGACGUAAACCUUGAGGGCCCAACAGCAGCCACUGCCACCUACGGUUUGUUGUGGAAGCACCUGGUCACUUUCCAUAGGCUCUGUUCCGCCUGUCCACAACUCGGCCAUCUGGAUUUCAAAGGAAGAUUCAAUCCAAGGGGACCAGCACGCAAAUAAGAAACAGAGCUGAGUUCAACCAUGCACCCACCUUGAAUCCAGACAUAUUUGGAGUGUACGUGGGAGAAGCUCGCUCCCCCAGGGACCUCCCUCCUUCCAGACCCAAGAGACCCCAGUCAUACCGUGUGACUUCACACUAGAGCUGCACUGAGAUUCACAAUAAACAGCACUUCCAAAUCAGUCAUCUUUUUACUGAAAAUCCUCUUUUGCCUUUAUAAAACUUUGCCCUUGUUAUUCCCCAUACCCUUCCAAAAAAAUUAAAAAAUACCCAACAAAAGACAAACAUUUCCUUUCAAGCAGGCUGGAAAUGCAUAAACUCUGCCUUUUUUGGGAAAUAUGCUUACAUUCUAGGAAACAGUUUUAACACCUAGAACUUGAUUACAGUUUUUAGAUCUCACUUGUCACUCAUUUGAUUCUGUGGAUGGAAGAUAAAAGAUGUGAGAAUUAAGAGGAGUGGUCUGCUGCACUGUCCCUGUAGAAUGGCCUACGGAUGGAAGUGUGCGUUCUCCCAGGCGGCCGCGUGCUGGGACACGGGCACACACUAGGUGUCCUGUGUUCAGCCGGUCCCAUACAUGCUGAAAGUGAAGCCUCAGAAACUGCCUCCUCUGUCUGCCCUUGCAUCUAGUCACACUCCCAUUCACACCCACACAUUUGUCCCAUGUUCAGAACUCGACAGAAAGCCACUCAUGUAUAAUGGCCUGUGCCCGCCAGGGUCUUCAGGAGUUUGCGCAGUGAAACAGGCUGAAGACAUAUAUUUCUUGGGACAGCAAAUUUAAACAACAUUUCGACUUUAUAGUUUUUAGUACUUCAUCAGGCCUUUAAUGUUUGAUGGCAAAAGGAAGCCCUCAGGGAUGGCAGAGAUGGCUCUCUUUAUAAUUGAACAAAGGAAACUGCAAUUUCUCUACCAUCCUGCCGUCGCCGUAAGUGGCAGCAGAGCCUGCCUGGAGUGGCCUCAGAAGUUUUCUGUGUAGGUAAUCACCUGGUGGCUCUUUGUUGGUGUUGUUGGGCAAAUAAAUGUGCAUUAUAUUGCAAACAGGGUAUGGGUCACAUAGGUAAAUCUGAGGUGAAUUUCUCGGUGCCAGUCAGUCUUAUAUACGCACUCCGUGUUAGUGCCCCUCAGACAAAGCGUCAUCCUUACCAUAAGUUACCAAGAGUUGCAAUACAGCUUACAUUGCUUAAAGUAAAUCUCUGACUGUUGGAUGACUGUUCAGGGCCUUUGUUCACAGCUGGGGGCCUAAGGGCUGUGGGCCCAGCCCUUCCUGGGAGGCUGAGCUCAGCUCCUCCUUCCAGGCCACCUUUGUGGAGAAGGCAUCUGGAUUCAGCAGGCCCAUCCAUCCUCCUCCUCAGGCUGCCGCUGCUGCCCUGCUUAUGGUUCUCCUCUGCAGCUCUAGAUCAGAAUCUUCUGGGGAGCUGGUUAAAAACACAUCAGUUGAAUCUAAGUAUCUGGAACAGGACCAGGGAGAUAUGUAUUGUCAAAGUUCCUGAGAUCCACUGAGAGGAGAAAGCAGCCUUCAUCAGCCUGCCGGGCCGUGUGGCAAGAGGGGGGAGGCCCUCUGGGCAGUUUGAUGAUGACAAUUUCAUAACCGGCCCUUUGUUUUCAAAUGGAAGUUGUAGGCACAGUCUGAACAAAUUCAUCUUACUCCUUCCUGAUGAGCAUAUACAAAUGAAAGUUAUUAUUUGUGUUGCUUCCUGCAUCUGUCUUGUUGACAUACCUGAUAGACUUUCAUUUUUUUCCUAUGCUUCUGCCUUGCUCACAAUUAUAGUGGGGAAGAGGAAUAUGCCAGGUAGUUGGGUCGGUAUUAUUGGUGGUUAUGUCUAAGCUGGGAUUACUACAAGGUUGUGUAUGGGAGAGGCAUUGAGGUCUUGGGAUACCUGGAGGGGGUGUUUAGCAUUAUCAGUGCCCUGCUUUUGGUGGUUAUUGUAAAUAAUUCAGCAUGAGCUCUGAGUAAAGCAGUCUCUAUGCAAUGAGUCUGCUCCCUUCAGGUUAAAAAGGAAGGAAAGAAAUGUCAUGGGAAAAAAGGCCAUGUGGCAAUUUAUUUUUAUAGUUCAAGGAAGUUCCUCGACACCAUUUUCUUUGCCAGUGGGCAUGCAUGGAGAGGAAGUGUGUCCUGUUCAGAGAAAUAGGUGGUGUGAAGUCAGGCCCUCUAGCACCGCAGGGCCUGUGGGGGAAGCUGUGCCAACCCAGGCUGGGCCACUGAGUGGGGUUUUUAGAUUCAUUUUUAAUUGGAGAACUCAGAGCACAAGGUGAAUAUGGAAAAUAGAGAGAACAAGGUAGCGUCAGCAAAUUGUAUCAAUCCCAGUUUUCUGUCCUGAGGUUUUCAGAGGCUACAAUAUUCAUGUUUCUUCCCAUCUUCCUUCAGCCAAUACUGUCAUUUAAGAUUAUAUAGUUGUUCUGCAGAUUAUUUUUUUAAAUGUAUUAUGUUUGUAUAAAAGACAUGUAAAAUGCAAGACCUAGGAGAGUGGAGUUUUUAAAAGACAUAAAGGAAAGUGCGUGGUUCUCUGCAUUGUGAGUUGUUUUGUGGACUUGAACGUUAAUUGAUUGGUGAUUCUGCCAUGGCCCCUUGCCCACUGGAUUAGUGUUCUGAGGAACCAGGCAAAUUCAUACUUAUCUUGUCUUAGUCCCUUCUCACUUCAAAAACGACAUUAGCCUUUGGUUUUCAUUCUUCAUUCUGUUGUUGUUUUAUAGCUUUUAUGGAAACCAUCCAAAGUAGUUGCCGCAGGUGUUACACAAAAUACACUUCCCAAAGUGAUUAGCCGGCUGGCAAUGAUGAAUGUGUGCAGUAUUCUCUUCCCCACAGAAACAUUGGUGGGAUCCUCUCAAUCCCCGCCCCUCCCACUUCCCCAUUGAGGGGAUGGCAGCCUUUUCACCAAGAGUGUGGAGAGAGAGGACUCAGGUGGGUAAAUACAAACCCAUUUGCCAAAUCCAGCAGUAGUUCUUCCCGUUCCUAAGCUUGACUGCCAUUUUGAGAUGAACUACUGAGGACAUGCAGUAAAAGAUGUAACCUAGUAACCUUUUUAAAAGUAUUUUUAAUAUAUCAGUUGCCCAGGUUCACUGGGUAUUUCACUUCUCUAACCCAGGUUAGAGUUUGGCUAUAACAUCAUAAGUAGCUCACUAAUUUUAACUACAUUAGUUGAAGGCAGUUAAUAGAUCUGUAGCCUCAUUUGUAUACAGAGCACACCAGAUUGUACCAAGCAUUGUCAGGACUUAAUGUGCCAACAGAGCUGUAUUUAACUAUUGACAUGAAAGUGUAUGAUGUAUGACUAUGUAAUAUUUCUAAUAAAUAUAUUUUGUUUCUGUCUGAUUAUGAA
This is a messenger RNA of Pteropus alecto (black flying fox), 6647 nucleotides long. RefSeq names its product sperm antigen with calponin homology and coiled-coil domains 1 (gene SPECC1). Gene Ontology annotation, molecular function: protein binding. The record is from RefSeq and is a predicted model, not a curated record. The transcript has 14 exons. Gene Ontology annotation, biological process: actin cytoskeleton organization. The coding region runs from base 10 to 3189 and encodes 1059 amino acids. Lineage: Eukaryota; Metazoa; Chordata; Mammalia; Chiroptera; Pteropodidae. Gene Ontology annotation, cellular component: microtubule organizing center; filamentous actin.